Messenger RNA from Harmonia axyridis, 1714 nucleotides. RefSeq names its product ankyrin-1-like. Bases 53 to 1639 code for a protein of 528 amino acids. Gene Ontology annotation, molecular function: protein binding. NCBI's taxonomy places the organism in Eukaryota, Metazoa, Arthropoda, Insecta, Coleoptera, Coccinellidae. The record is from RefSeq and is a predicted model, not a curated record. The transcript has 2 exons.
GGUCUUCUAGUAUUCGAGUUUACCAUAUGGAUUGAGCGUUUUUCUUUAUUGAAUGAAAUUUGAAAAAAGAAUAAUUGCCAAAUUUAGUACAAUAUUCAACGCAUACUUGAGAAUAAUGGAUAUCGGCUUUAAAAAAUUGUCAAAAGAUCAAACUAUCAACCACAUUGUGAAUAUCUGGUCAGUCGAAGUUAUAUUUUACUUUUUGGAAUUCAUAUGUGUUUUUACGGAAUUCCAUGUGGACAUAAAAAAUAUAUGGGGGAGAAGCGCUCUAGAAUUGUUGUCCAAUAAAAGUGAACAUGGUGUUUGCAGUCCAAGGGAUAAAUUGGUGAUGAAGCUCCUUUUAAAAUAUGGAGCAGAUCCGUUACAACUUUGCCAGAGUGGAACAACAAUUAUCCAAAAAGUUGCAAAGUGUGAGGAUUCAAGUUUGUUCAAAACAUUCCUGCACUAUGUGAACAUAAAUUUUCCUUUGGACGUCUUGUUUCAAAGUACCGCACUUCAUCUGGCAGUCCAGAAAGGUUGUAAAGACGUCCUCAACUAUGUGUUGGGGAAAAAACCUGAUGUCAAUUCUAAAACCCUUCCUAUGUUAACACCUCUACACUUGGCAUCUUUGAGGGAUGAUGUAGAGGUAACUAGAAUCCUUAUAGAGCACGGAGCCAACUUAGAAGCAAGAGAUGUAGGUGGAGAAACUGCGUUGUUCCAUGCUGUGCGAUUUGGCAAGAUACAGCAAAUGAGGAAACUGAUUGAAUAUGGUGCCAAUGUAAAUUCCAGAAAUUACUCGAGUGAAACUUUACUUCAUGUUGUUUGUGCUUCUUGUUCGGAUCACAACCAUUUAGAGGUGUGUGGACUUUUGUUGAGUGCUGGAUCUGAUCCAAAUGCCGUAGACGAAAGGGGUAGAACUCCUUUGCAUUAUCUAGCAACUGGUUAUGAUGCCUUCAAUACUGUCAAGCUGGUAGAAUUAUUAUUGAAAUAUGGUGCUUGUUUGAAUGUUCAAGAUAAUGAUGGUGAUACUAAACUCCACCAUAUAGCUUAUUACCUCAUUCACCCUCCAGCUUUCAUAAUUUUUCUAAUGAAAAGAGGGGCAGAUCCCAAUGUACGUAACAAAAGUGGCCAAACUUUUAUGGGGAUUUUACAGAACCAUGGAGGAGUUGAGGCAUUCACAAUGUUGCAACACAUUCUCAUGAAUUAUACUGGCGGAAAAUUGCAAUUAAAAGAGCAGCAAUUAACUUCUAUUCUUUCGAAUAGACAAUUUGUUCUGUUCGAGGAGUCUUGUAUGAAGGAAUUGUUAGCCUUAAUUGGCACGAAAGUUGCUCCUCACCUGUCUUGUUCUCUUUUAUCUGUAUUGAUAGGAAGUGAGAGACAGAUUGCGAAAUUCUGCCGCAAUAAGGAAUUGAGAGUUUUGAUGUCUGGUUUCGAUACAACUCAGUUUCCUAUUUACGGCCAGAUGUUGAAUUAUAUGUACAAACUGGGUUUGAGAAGGUAUCAAGCAGAAGUUGUAGUUAUUGAACAUUUGAUGCAUAUUUUUAGAGGCACUUUGGAUCGUAGUUCUGUAGAAAUGAUCACAGAUUUCAUUUCAACCGAUGAUCUAUUAGAUACUUUGAAACCACCAAAACAAAUCGAAUGGAUAAAUGGUUAUUAUUGAAUCUUGAAAUUAUUAUGUGAUCAAAAUCUUGUUCCAAAUUCCUGUUACUGUUGAGUUAUACUUGUAAUAAUUAUU